Molecule: messenger RNA, 2391 nt
Organism: Liolophura sinensis
Lineage: Eukaryota; Metazoa; Mollusca; Polyplacophora; Chitonida; Chitonidae
Product: vacuolar protein sorting-associated protein 26C-like
Exons: 9
Coding region: 7-909 (300 amino acids)
Biological process (GO): intracellular protein transport
Source: RefSeq, a predicted model, not a curated record
AUACAGAUGUCCAAAAUGGCGACCAUUGAUAUACGCCUGAAGAAAGUGAACAAAAUUUACACUGAUGGAGAUCUGGUGGCUGGAGUUGUAGUUGUGGACAGUGGGCGCAGUGACUUCCAGCACCAGGGUAUCACGUUAAGCAUGGAGGGGGCAGUGAGCUUACAGCUUAGUGCAAAAAGUGUUGGCUUAUUUGAGGCUUUCUACAACUCAUUAAAGCCAAUCCAGUUGAUUAACUACUCUCUUGAAGUGGCCAAACCAGGCAAGUUACCCAGUGGCAAGACAGAGAUUCCAUUUGAGAUCCCCCUCAAGGGAAAACCAAACAAACCGUUGUACGAGACUUAUCAUGGGGUCUUUGUCAAUAUACAGUACUCAUUAAAAGUAGAUGUCAAGCGAUCUUUGCUGAAUAAAGAUCUUCAGAAACAGUGUGAAUUUAUAGUGGAAUAUAAGGAGCAAGAUACCAAAGCCAAAGUGAAAUCUGUACCCUUUAGUAUAACACCAGAUACAUUAACAAAUGUCAAAGAGAAACAAAAUGUUCCUUCAUUUAAAAUUAAGGGCACGCUUAAUUCUGCCUCAAUCAGCAUUUCGAAGCCACUGCAAGGGGAGCUAAUAGUGGAACACUGUAAUGCACCCAUCAAGUCAAUAGAGUUACAACUCGUCAGAGUGGAAACAUGUGGCUGUGCUGAAGGAUAUGCCAAAGAUGCUACAGAGAUACAGAACAUACAGAUAGCAGAUGGAGACGUGUGUCGAGGUAUCACUAUCCCAAUCCACAUGAUAUUCCCCAGGCUGUUCACCUGCCCUACACUAUCAACAAAUAACUUCAAAGUCGAAUUCGAAGUAAACAUCGUUGUUGUGUUUCAUGAUGAUCACCUCGUUACCGAAAACUUUCCUAUCAAGCUGACGAGAUUCUGAUACAAGCUAGUGUUGUACAGAACGUAAUCAUCCUCAACAUCAGCAACAUCAGCAUCAUCAGUAGCAGCAUGCUCCAGUACAUAAUCAUCCACCGUGGAUGUGGCGACGUUAAGCCCCAAGCACUCCCUCACUCCCUCACUGUGGUUGUGGAGGCAGUCUGUUGUCUGAAGUGAUGCAUAGGUGCUCUACUUAAACAUUUCAAAUGCUUCUGGAUGAGAAGCAGUUCCAAUGUCACCCUCUAACUAAUUAAACUAAGAAAAGGCUCCAUAGUCUUUUUGUUUGGACAGAUCAAAAGGAAUUAGAUUCGAAGUUACAGCUUAAAGGCAAGGAUGCCACACUGGAUGUGAAUAAUUAUGUUUUAUCACUUUGUCCAGUGCCAGGAUAACUGUUAAGACAACUGUGUUUGGUCUUGUGUGUACAUCUCUGUGACCAAAAGCUGGUACAGUGCUGUCUUAUCAUUGAUAUAGGCCAUUUCUGUCGCUUCGUUUGAUUCAAGGAUAUUACACAUUACAGUGGUUUGGCUUAUUGGAAGAACAAAAGAGGCUUCACUAGAUAUCUACUAGAAACCUAAUUACAAUCAAAAUGCCCACUUGCCAAAAUGCCUGCUACCAAAUAGUUUGAAUGUAUAAUUUAAAUAUUUUGAUAUUUUUCUCUGACUUUGAAGCCAGUAUCUCAACAAUCAGUCGUCAUCAUAUGACUGCCAGAUUGUGGAGGAAAGAAAGUAAGACGUAAAACAAGGAGCAUACAUACAGAUAUUCAAAUGAUCAGCUCAGUGUCUUCAGCUCAGCUGCCAUGUUUAUCUCCGGCUAUGUCAAACACCAUGUAUGACUUAUGGUAGAACGAAGUCAACAUUACUUGAGAAACAUUCAUGACUUAUUAUGUUGGAAUGAAGUGAAUAUACUUGGGCAAAAUAAAGUCAAACAGAAACACUCCAAAUAUACACAGCUUAUCUGGUUAAAAUAUUUCCUAUUAUGUGUGUAUAUUAAAAUGCUCUAUUAAGCUAAUAUUUAAGCAAAGGUUACAAAAAUGUGAGGCCUCCAUGGCUUAGUGUUUUGCAGGCUAGUGCAGCCCCUCAGUGUUAUGCCGUCGUAUAACUGAAAUAUUCUUGGGUACAGUGUGAAACACCAUCACAUAAGUAAAUAGUAAAUACCAAAAACAUCCACACAAAUAUAAAUAACCCUUACAGAAACCACUUGCAUGAACUUUAAUGUGUCUGUGUUCAUCCUUGUAACCAUGUCUACAUUGCUUUUGCCAGGAUGUAGUUGUAAUCAUGAAUAUUGCAUGUCUAUAUAUUUUAUUGUACAUAAGUAUGUUAUAUUGUAAAUAAACAACAAAUAUACCGCAAUUCAAAUCUGAUUCUUCGUGUAUGCGGAUUAAAGGGAAAGAACUCCAUGAACCUUGACUUGUUUCUUCUCUGGUUUCAAUUAUCUCCCUUGGUCUACUGGCUCUCUUAUGUAACCAUUUGUUUUUUGGGUUUAUUUU